Molecule: messenger RNA, 1055 nt
Organism: Cryptotermes secundus
Lineage: Eukaryota; Metazoa; Arthropoda; Insecta; Blattodea; Kalotermitidae
Product: DNA repair endonuclease XPF
Biological process (GO): double-strand break repair via homologous recombination; resolution of meiotic recombination intermediates; nucleotide-excision repair involved in interstrand cross-link repair
Cellular component (GO): nucleotide-excision repair factor 1 complex
Molecular function (GO): single-stranded DNA endonuclease activity; damaged DNA binding; single-stranded DNA binding
Source: RefSeq, a predicted model, not a curated record
UCAAUGGUGGUGCCAGAAGACCAGGAUGGCAAGUCUGAUGAAUGUUCAGAGCUGUCCAGAGACACAUCCAGACCCAAUCUUACUGUGGCACCAGCAAGCUCACGUAAAGCUGGCACCGCUGACCAGAAAGCAGAGACUAGAAAGUCAGCCAAAGUUAUUGUUGACAUGCGGGAGUUCAGAAGCGAGUUACCAUCACUGAUUCAUAAAAGGGGCAUAGAAAUUGAACCCGUAACAUUACAGGUUGGUGAUUACAUCUUGACACCUGAAAUAUGUGUGGAGAGGAAAAGCGUGAGUGAUCUGAUUGGCUCUCUAAACUCUGGCCGACUAUACAAUCAAGCCCUUGCCAUGACAAGGCACUAUAAUAAGCCUAUGUUACUUAUUGAAUUUGACCAGAACAAACCUUUUACAUUGCAGGGAACAUACUAUAUGAGCAAUGAUGUAACAUCCAGUGAUGUUGUAGCAAAGCUCCAGCUUUUGACUCUGCAUUUCCCAAAGCUGAAGCUUGUCUGGUCACCAAGUCCAUAUGCCACUGCUCAGUUGUUUGAAGAACUCAAGCAUGGACGAGAGGAACCAGACCCAACAGAUGCAGCAGCUAUUGGAAUGGAAUUAAGUUCAGAGCAACUGGACUCAGACAUGCUAGAGAUGUGGAACACUGCUGUAGAUGAUCUAGUGACCAAGUUACCAGGAGUGACAACAAAAAAUCUGCGCUCGUUGCUGACCAAGGGCCAGUCCCUUGAUUAUCUUCUUUCUCUUUCAAAGGAUGAACUGGUGCAGAUAAUGAAUAACAGUAGUGAAGCACAAAACCUAUUCGAUGGACUUCACAAAACAUAUCAAGAUGUGCAAGUAUUGGAUGUUGGAUAUAAAGCACCUGAAAAAGGACGAGGCAAAAGCCGAGGUCCCUUCAAAAGACGCAAAGUAUAACCCUUCUCAAGGCUGCGGAAAUUUCUGUGCAUUGGAUAAUUUCUACUCUUAGUUGCAAGAAUCAGCAGAAAUUACCAAUCCUGUGUUCACUGAAUAUCCUAAAUGGUAAAAUAUAUCAUACAUUUAUGAAACAU